Somion occarium is the source of this 2261-nucleotide messenger RNA. Lineage: Eukaryota; Fungi; Basidiomycota; Agaricomycetes; Polyporales; Cerrenaceae. The record is from the annotation of a GenBank genome assembly.
GACAAGCAUACAUUCACCAUUCCCCUAUACAACUUGUAACUUUACCACCAUGGAGGCCCUCCGUCUACGCAAGAAAUACCCUGAAGUUACGCAAGAUGAGAUGUUCGAUCUCAUCAAUCGCUUUAAUGCGAUUAAUACCGACACCCCUGGACGGAUAGACAAGAACCAAGUACUUCAAGUACUACAGGCAAAUGGAGAGUCGUAUGACAAGGCUCGAGAAACGUUGAAGCAAGUCAGCGUCGAUGCUAGUGGCAAGCUCGAAGUAGAAGAUUGGGUCGAGCUGAAUGUCAAACUAAGACAACAGCCAACCUCAUCUAUACUUCCCUCGAAAGGCGGAAAGGUCACUAUGCAUGGCUCCAAUGCUACUGUCAGCCAUACCAUCAACCAGGAUGAAUUGGCUGAGUUCACAAAUCAUAUCAACGCAGUUCUCGAGGGUGAUCCAGACUUGGGUUCACGAAUUCCCAUUCCGACAAAUACAAUGCAACUAUUCGACGAAGUACGAGACGGUCUCAUCCUGUGUAAACUGAUCAACGACUCCGUGCCCGAAACCAUCGAUCCUCGAGUACUGAACAAGCCUACUGGAAGGAAGCCGUUGAACGCUUUCCAGAUGACAGAGAACAAUAACAUUGUCAUCACAUCUGCAAAAGCUAUCGGUUGUUCCGUGGUGAACAUUGGCUCAAACGACAUCAUUGAGGGCCGUGAACAUCUUAUUCUUGGGCUCAUCUGGCAAAUCAUACGAAGGGGUCUGUUGAGUCAAAUUGAUAUCAAGAUUCACCCAGAACUCUACCGAUUGUGCGAGGAGGACGAGACGAUUGACGACCUUCUGCGAUUGACUCCUGAUCAAAUCCUCCUCCGAUGGUUUAACUACCAUCUUAAGCAAGCAGGUUGGAAACGCAGAGUGAACAACUUCAGUCGAGACGUCUCCGAUGGUGAAAACUACACUGUUCUGCUUAACCAAUUGAAGCCCAGUGACUGUUCACUUGCGCCUUUACAAACCCACGAUAUCCGUCAGCGCGCCGAGGAGGUCCUCCAAAAUGCUGCCAACAUUGGUUGCCGCAAAUACCUCACACCUGCUUCUCUCGUCUCCGGAAACCCGCGUUUGAACCUUGCAUUCGUUGCCAACUUGUUCAACAAUCACCCAGGUUUGGAACCUCUCGACGAGCAGGAAGCAAAAGAUUACGGCGUAGUCGAGGAUUUCGAUGCAGAAGGCGAACGCGAAGCCCGUGUAUUCACUCUCUGGCUCAACUCGCUUGGUGUCGAACCCGGCGUCUUCAACCUCUUCGAGAACAUCAAAGAUGGUCUCAUCAUCCUUCAAGCAUUCGACAAGAUCGUCCCUGGCAGCGUAGUGUGGCGUCGGGUUAGCAAGCCUAAAGAGGGUGCUAGCGCGGCUUAUGUCGCUGAUACUGGUGAAGGAGAGGAGGAGGACAUUGGUGUUACUCCCAACCAAUCGAAGCUGUCCCGAUUCAAGCAGGUUGAGAAUUGCAACUACUCCGUUGAUCUUGCGAAGCAGAAUGGCAUGCAUUUAGUCGGCAUCCAAGGUGCGGAUAUUGUGGAUGGAGCUAAGACUCUUGUGCUUGGGCUCGUAUGGCAACUCAUGCGGUUAAAUAUUACGAAGACUCUGAGUUCAAUAUCGAAGGGUCGACCCAUCAGCGAUACUGAAAUUCUCAAGUGGGCGAAUACGACGGCACAGAAGUCUAAGCCAAGCAUUAGGCCGAUCCGAUCCUUCAAGGAUCCUUCGCUUACCACCGGUCUUUUCCUUCUCGACCUGUUGGAGGGUCUGCGGCCUGGAGUCGUGGAUCCUACCCUUGUAAACAAUGUUAGCGAAAAUGGGGAUUAUGAGCAGAAACGUCAAAAUGCGAAAUUGGCCAUCUCUAUCGCACGUAAACUGAACGCUCUGAUUUUCCUGGUUCCCGAAGAUAUCGUCGAUGUUCGACCACGUUUGAUUAUGACCUUCGUGGGCAGCUUGAUGAGCCUCGGACAUGCUUGAUCGCAUACUAAUCGGGAUAAUCCUGACACUGCAGAAGAAUUCGUAGUACCUUAUAGCCAUUAUAUCGACUUGUAGCAUGUAGCUGGUCCUUGGAAUUAUCUGAUGUUCUUGGGGUGAAAGGGGAGAAAUGGAGCAUUGAAAAUAUGACGCCAUCGCGGUUCUUAUUGGUGCAACUGCCAACGACUGGCUACUCAUUGAUUUGAAUCCUCAUUUGUUUCAUUCAAACCAUCAUCAUGUCGUAUGUGAAGAAUGACUCAGGCAAAUCCUACCACUU